CCUCUCGCACACACACACACACACACACACACACACACACAGACACGUGCUGCGGGGAAGAUCUGAGUGCUGGGUCGCUGAGCAUUCAGAUCCCCUCCCCUUCUUCUUCCUUCUGCCUCUCUCUCUUUCACUCUCACUCCCUCUCCCUGUUCACCUUGUCUGUUCCGGCUGUAUGGUUUAUCGUUGCGUCAGAGCCAAAGGGAGCCAGCGAGCAGCAUGCCCGGGGAGAGCACUCACAGAUCUGUCCCCGUCAACAAGCAUCCAGAGCAUGGGGCCGAGGAACCAGGGCUCCCUGGACCAGACAUGACCAGACACCCAUCCACAGACUCCACACCGAGUGACAGUGGCUCCUCGCCGAGUGACAGUGGUUCGAGUCCCUCCCCCAGUACGCCGCAGAAGCGACUCCCAGCAUGCACUUCUCCAUUUGGACCACGUCUAUUUCACGUGACGCCAAGCUCUUCUGGUUCUCAAAGACCUCAACCUGAGGGCUCUGAUUACCGCAACCACAACACAAAAAGAUUGUCCGGAAAAUUAGGUGGCCAUGGUCCGUGUGGCCGCCAUGUCCCUGUCAAAAUGGAGAGAAUCAAGGUCCUGACCGGCUCUGAGGUGGAGAGUGACUAUCAAGAAGAGCAGACCAUUGACACCCGGGUUGUGAUGGGUCAGGAGACUCUGCUCAAAACCACAGAGGCCCAGAAAGAGAAUCCUCUGGGAACAAGUGGUCAGGCUAUCCCUUUACCUUACAUCCCGAGCUUUCCUGAGCCUCAGACACAAGCAAAAGAGACUCUGCUGGAAAUCAGCAAAGAGGAAAGCAAACCCCAGAGUCCUCAAAAACAACCCGAGGAGCCCCCAGUCACGUUCCCAUCAUCUCUUCACAGCCCGCUGUUCCCUUCCUCAUCUUCCUCAGAGCUGGUCACAGCAGGCAACAGUCUGACAGAAAAGGAAGAGGGUCAAACCCUCUCUCAGGAUGAAGUGCCUUCCCCCUCCUCUUUUUCCGAGCUAUCCUGUUCAGUUGCUUUAUCCUUCUCUGAGCCGACGUACGUUGUUGACCCACUCCGAGUGGGCGUUCCCUCCGCUCUCGACCCAGACCUUUAUUAUACCGCCCCUUCUACGCCAAUCAAGAUGGCUUCUCGCUCCUCGCACCUUAAACAUCAUUCCUAUCCCGGUUCCCCAGCCUGCCCUCUUUCUCCUGGCUCUCCGUCUGACAGCGAGGACCUGUGCUCCCCUCUGACCUCUCCUUCUGGUUCUUAUAUUACAGCAGAGGGAGGCAGCUGGGCCUCUUCUUAUACAUCUUCCACUUCUCCCUCCGCUUCCCCCAAUCUGCUCCUCACAGAGGAAAACCCCGAAGCUCCUGCUUGUUUUGUGGGCUCUCUAUCAGAGAUAGGGGAUGAAGACGGAGAGGAAAAGGGCAGAUCGAGUGCAGAGCGGGAGGAGGAAAGAGCAGGGAAUUUCUGCCUGUACCACCCUGAGGAUUUUGCUAUGACUUCCCGGAUAGGAAUAACCGAUUCAGUGAUCCUUGAGGAAGAAGAGGUUCGACAAGGGGAAGAGAUCAGUAUUUCCAGGGAAAGUUGUCGUCCAUUCUGGGUGACAGAGGAUAGGUCCCCUCUGAGGAGCAGUUGCAGCAGUGACUCCCAGGAGGACGGCGGAGAGUCUGAAAGUUCUCUCUGUCCACUGGAGGAAGCUGCUUCAGGGAGAACGGAAUAUCCUGGACCUGUAGAGACAGGCUUGAGACUGCAACUGAAAGCUUGCAUACCAGAAGAACAUUACGGACAGAUCGAUGCUCAUCAAGAACUUCCCUCCACAACACUGACUCCUGACUCGGAGAGCAUAACAAUGGCUGCAUCUGGCCUUAGCCCUGAGUCAAAUGUCCUCCCUCUGGAUGCCUUCUGCUCUGGUGCCUUUGAUAGGCUUGGCCCAAGUUCUUUCAUACUCUCCCAAGCAGCUUGUGCUGAUGCUAUACCAGAGGAGGAAAGGAUGAUCCCCGCUUCCCUCAUCUCCUUUCCUCUCCACACCAGCCUCAUCUUUAAGGCUGAUUCAAUGGAAAUCACCCUCUUUCCAACAGAGGACGAAAAUGAAAUAGACGUUCAUGACAGUCGUGAAGGGAAGGAUGUGGAUGCAUAUGCAGCCGGGGAGGAGGAGGCAGAUGUGGAAGAUGACGACGACGACGAUGAUGAGGAUGAUGAUGAUUAUGAUUAUGAUGAUGAUGAGGACGAUGAGGAUGAUGAUGAAGGAAAUGUAAAUGCCAAUGGUGGUGCUGACAGCGAUGAAGAGGAGAAAACUAAAAAAGAGGACACUGAUGAUCACGAUGAGGCGGGUCAGGAAGGCAAAGUAGAGGUGAAAGUUGUAGAAGAAGUGGAAGAGCAGGAAGAGGAUGAUGAUGAUGACGACGAUGACGACGAUGAUGACGAUGACGACGAUGAUGACGAAUGUGACAGCAAAGCUGUCGAUGAUGCCACAGAUGAAGACAGCUCAGCAUCGUUUCUUCCUUCACUUUCAGAAACAUCUAUUAAUGAGGGUUUGGAUGAGUCUUUCUGCUUCCAAGAUGAUACUGAUGACUCCCUAGAUUCUGCAUCAUAUAAUGGGGAGGAAGACGAACGUUUAUACAGCACAGAGAGGCAUGCACAAUCACUGGAACCAACCGUGGAAAAUGGAUAUGAUCUGAGUGAAGCCAAGUCAGGAGCUGAACAGGGGUCCACCCUUCCUACAGCUCAAACUGAACCUUCGCACACACAACUAAACAUGGACGAAGAAAUAACAGGUCCUUCAGAAGUCACUGCUGAACAGCCCAGAAGCAGCAGUGUGGAACCCAAACCUCAAGAUGGACCUAAGAAUCAUGAAUCUCAAUCAGGCUGUGAAGGAGAAUCCCCCAACGAGGCCAGUCACACAAAAUCUGUGGAUAUGCAAGCAGGGCAAGACGAACCAGUGGAUCAGGACAAACUUUCUGGUCCAUCACAGGGGAAGUCUUGUCAACCAGAACCUCAAAGCAACCCGCACAACUAUAGAAAAGAAAGCGAGACAAUAGAUCAGGGUCCUUGUACAAACACUCCUGAAGAGCCCAAGAAAAGUCUUUGUGUUACCUUUCCUACUACACCUGCAGUCAUUCCUGCGUCAGCGGAUCCUGAUCCUGAGCCCCACACUCUUCCUUCCUUUGACCCUUCUGUACAGGACACGGCAGGCCCGAAGAGCUCACUCCCCUUACAAGAAGUGUCAGAGGAAAACCGCCUGCGCUGUGGGUUUUCAGGAGAUGAACCCACAAAAAAACCUGAGAGGGACUCGUACAAAUUGCUCAUAAAGCCACGUCAUUACCACUCUGAAAGUCAAAGAGCAGUCGGAGCAAGUAGAGUAGCUUUAUCUAAGGCUUUCUCAACUAAAUAUGAUGUGCAAAUUGGGGCAGAGUCAAGUUUUCACACCGACGUGGAGUUCGAACAGAAGAGUGGGUCUGAUCCAGUUGAGUGUCGAAUCACUGAAUCCGGUCCCUCUUUAAAAAUGGUCACAGCUACAAAUGACUUGAAUAAAGGGGUUCUUCUUCUGUCUUGCCCUAAAGAUCCUAGUCCCAACCUCAGCAACAUCCCUAUUUCUGCGACUCCAGAAGUGAUUUCAGAACUUGCUGACAAUCUCAUCUUGACCUCUGAACAAUGUCCUGUUGACUGUGCUCAGGAGAACCUGAGGGAAAACACCCUGAGUACCGAUGAGGGGGCGCUAGGAGCUGUUGGAUCCCCACACUCGCCCCUUGCCAUUUCACCAAAAAGGGAAAACUCUGAAACAGAAACAAGCAGAGAGAUGGGCCCUAUAGCCGGGGCAUGGUGUGACACCAGGAUGGGACUGGGGUUCAGUCUCGGGUUGGGUUCAGGGUCUGAAUUUGGCGUGUGGGGGGCAGGUGAAUCUCUCUCACUUUCCAUGGGGAAGAGAUACAACUUAGAAGCAGAGAGCCUGCUCAUAUGUGACGCAGAGGGCCAGAGCUCACAGACAGCUAUGGUUCCCAGUGAAGAGUGCAAAAACUAUGAUAAUGUUUUGAGUUCUAUUUUGAUGAAGCAGAUGACAACAGUCUGCAUGGAGAGAAGGACCGAAGGGCUGACGAUGAUUUGGUAGGAGAGGGAACUGGCGAGUCCAAUUUGGCCCGUUGGAAGUCUAUUGAGGAGAUUUCAGAAGCAGGAGGAGGAGAGGAUGGAAGUUCCAGAUUUCCAGAGGAUGAUGUUAGCAAUCUGAAUCCAGACAAUGAAUUAGAAAACACUGACACACAAAUGCAAGAUGCUUGGAGCAGUUCUAACAACAACAAUGACUCUACUUUUAACUCCUUGGAAGUAAGCUUGUAUGGAAGCCUCAAUGCUCUGUCAGAGGAAGUAAGACACCAGAGUGUGAGCGUCAACGUUAGAGAGUCUGUAUCCAAUAUUCCACUUGAAGAGAUGCCAACUCAUGUUUCAGAUGCAGUUCCUGAUGAAGGACAGGAACCAACAGAGAGCUCCAAAAAUCAAACGUCAGAAGCAAGGCAAACACUGUUCUCUGAGGAUGUCUGUGGCACCUCAGCUGAAACUGAAAUAAACGACGAUUCACCAGAAAAAGCUGAGUCAAAAUGUCAUACGAGUAUAGAAUGCCAGCCAGUCAGUCCAGAGAGUGGAAUGUUUUCUUUGCUACAGGGAUCCUUUGGAUCCUUCACUCCUACAUGCAAACCUGAUUACAGCCAACAAAGAAGAGCUUCUGAAGACAAAGUUAAAAAUGUUUGUCAGUCAGAGACAGUGAUGGUGAAGCCUCAGACGGAAGGCCAAAG
Molecule: messenger RNA, 4762 nt
Organism: Salarias fasciatus (jewelled blenny)
Lineage: Eukaryota; Metazoa; Chordata; Actinopteri; Blenniiformes; Blenniidae
Gene: nacad
Product: NAC alpha domain containing
Exons: 3
Coding region: 217-4086 (1289 amino acids)
Source: RefSeq, a predicted model, not a curated record